GGCACUUAAGGGCCGAGCCGCGAGUCCCGCAGUCGUGUCCGAGCUGUCGCUUCCCGGAGUCCGCCUCGUCGCCGCCACCCCGGCCCGAGCUCGUCCUCGCUCCCGGAGCUCUCGCGCGCCCGACCGCUCGGCCCUCGCCCCGCGACCAGCACCAUGUGCGGUAUAUUUGCUUAUUUAAAUUACCAUGUUCCCCGAACAAGACGAGAAAUCUUGGAGACCCUAAUCAAAGGCCUUCAGAGACUGGAAUACAGAGGAUAUGAUUCUGCUGGUGUGGGACUUGAUGGAGGUAAUGACAAAGACUGGGAAGCCAAUGCCUGCAAAAUCCAGCUCAUUAAGAAGAAAGGAAAAGUUAAGGCACUGGAUGAAGAAGUUCACAAACAACAAGAUAUGGACUUGGAUAUAGAAUUUGAUGUACAUCUUGGAAUAGCUCAUACCCGUUGGGCAACACAUGGAGAACCUAAUCCUGUUAAUAGUCACCCUCAACGCUCUGAUAAAAAUAAUGAAUUUAUUGUUAUUCAUAAUGGAAUCAUCACCAACUAUAAAGACUUGAAAAAGUUUUUGGAAAGCAAAGGCUAUGACUUUGAGUCUGAGACAGACACAGAAACCAUUGCAAAGCUUGUCAAGUACAUGUAUGACAACUGGGAAAGCCAGGACGUCAGUUUUACUACGUUGGUGGAGAGAGUUAUCCAACAAUUGGAAGGUGCUUUUGCACUUGUGUUUAAAAGUGUUCAUUUUCCUGGGCAAGCAGUUGGCACAAGGCGAGGUAGCCCCCUCUUGAUUGGUGUGCGGAGUGAGCAUAAGCUUUCUACGGAUCACAUUCCAAUUCUGUACAGAACAGGCAAAGACAAGAAAGGAAGCUGCAAUCUCUCCCGUGUGGACAGCACGACAUGCCUUUUCCCUGUUGAGGAAAAGGCAGUUGAAUAUUACUUUGCUUCUGAUGCAAGUGCUGUGAUAGAGCACACCAAUCGUGUCAUCUUUCUCGAAGAUGACGAUGUUGCAGCAGUGGUGGAUGGCCGUCUUUCCAUCCAUCGAAUUAAACGAACUGCAGGAGACCAUCCUGGCCGAGCUGUGCAAACCCUCCAGAUGGAACUCCAGCAGAUCAUGAAGGGCAACUUUAGUUCAUUUAUGCAGAAAGAAAUUUUUGAGCAGCCAGAAUCUGUUGUGAACACAAUGAGAGGAAGAGUCAAUUUUGAUGACUAUACUGUGAAUUUGGGAGGUUUGAAAGAUCACAUUAAGGAGAUCCAGCGGUGUCGGCGGCUGAUUCUUAUUGCUUGUGGCACAAGUUACCAUGCUGGUAUGGCAACCCGUCAGGUUCUGGAGGAGCUGACAGAGUUGCCAGUGAUGGUGGAGCUUGCUAGUGACUUCUUGGAUAGAAACACUCCUGUCUUUCGAGAUGAUGUUUGCUUUUUCAUUAGUCAAUCAGGUGAGACAGCUGACACCCUGAUGGCUCUUCGUUACUGUAAGGAGAGAGGAGCCCUAACUGUGGGGAUCACAAAUACAGUCGGCAGCUCUAUUUCAAGGGAGACAGAUUGUGGGGUUCAUAUUAAUGCUGGUCCUGAGGUCGGCGUGGCCAGUACAAAGGCGUACACCAGCCAGUUUGUGUCCCUUGUGAUGUUUGCCCUCAUGAUGUGUGAUGACAGGAUCUCCAUGCAAGAGAGGCGGAAAGAGAUCAUGCUUGGAUUAAAGCGGCUGCCAGAUUUGAUUAAGGAAGUGCUGAGCAUGGAUGAUGAAAUUCAGAAGCUGGCAACAGAGCUUUACCACCAGAAGUCAGUCCUGAUAAUGGGACGAGGCUAUCAUUAUGCUACGUGUCUCGAGGGAGCCCUGAAAAUCAAGGAGAUUACUUACAUGCACUCUGAAGGCAUCCUUGCUGGCGAGCUAAAGCAUGGCCCUCUGGCCUUGGUGGACAAGUUGAUGCCUGUCAUCAUGAUCAUCAUGCGGGACCACACUUACGCCAAGUGCCAGAACGCUCUGCAGCAGGUGGUUGCACGGCAGGGGCGCCCUGUCGUGAUCUGUGAUAAAGAAGAUACAGAGACCAUUAAGAACACAAAAAGGACAAUCAAGGUGCCCCACUCAGUGGACUGCUUGCAGGGCAUUCUCAGUGUGAUCCCUUUACAGCUGCUGGCUUUCCAUCUGGCUGUGCUGAGAGGCUAUGAUGUUGAUUUCCCACGGAAUCUUGCCAAAUCUGUAACUGUAGAGUAAAAGGCAUCAGAAACUUAAGACAGUUAAGCAACAUAAGACUCCUUUUGUAUUUAAAUUUUUGAUUUAAACUGUUGCUGCCUGAAAGCCUUUUAUAAAUUCUUAUUUAUAUAUCCAUUAUAAUUAUCCCACUCAAUUAAUGAUUUUUGUGCAAUUGCCUCAUUUUCAAUAAUACAUGGGGGAGUUUGAUUAAUAGAAUUUAAAUCUAAAUCUAAAAUCAGAGAGAUUUUAGCUGCAAUGUUGUUUAAAGAAGUGAAUAAUGAAUUUCUUGGUUCUCCACUCCAGUCAAGGAGGAUUGAUGAGGUUUUGGGAUGAUUGUUGUUUACCAUGCCUUGAUUCAGUUAGACUGAUGAACCGCCUGUGCGUUUAAUUGGAGUACUCAAAGUCAAAAGCCAGUGUGUGCUAGUGCCUGGACACCUGCUCGAGGCUUUGCUACAUUAUUUAUAAGUAGAAGAUGCUGUGGUUUAUUUUGAAGCUGUCUCUGUCUUGUUUUUAAAUCAAACUGUACGCCUAAAAAACCUGGUGAGAUGUGUAUCUAAGAUGAGUUAAAUUGGUCUAAACAUGGCUGUCAUCUCUAGAUAGAGGGAGCGUAGGGGGCGUGUGUUACAAUUGUGUCCCCUACACUUGACUAGAAGACCAUGCAGAGUUUUGUAGCACUAAAAAUCUGAACUGCUUUAGACACUGACAGUGUGGCUGGACAUUUGAAGAUAGGACAUAGGCAUCCUCCUCCUGUUUCUUCAUCUCCUAAGAGAGGUUUGCAUUUCCUUGAAGCUGGAGCUUAAUUCAAAACAAAACAAAACAAAACACAACAAAACAAAA
Molecule: messenger RNA, 3015 nt
Organism: Onychomys torridus (southern grasshopper mouse)
Lineage: Eukaryota; Metazoa; Chordata; Mammalia; Rodentia; Cricetidae
Gene: Gfpt1
Product: glutamine--fructose-6-phosphate transaminase 1
Exons: 19
Coding region: 154-2199 (681 amino acids)
Biological process (GO): fructose 6-phosphate metabolic process; carbohydrate derivative biosynthetic process; protein N-linked glycosylation
Molecular function (GO): L-glutamine:D-fructose-6-phosphate transaminase (isomerizing) activity; carbohydrate derivative binding
Source: RefSeq, a predicted model, not a curated record